Talaromyces atroroseus is the source of this 717-nucleotide messenger RNA. RefSeq lists its product as hypothetical. The record is from RefSeq and is a predicted model, not a curated record. The coding region runs from base 1 to 717 and encodes 238 amino acids. Lineage: Eukaryota; Fungi; Ascomycota; Eurotiomycetes; Eurotiales; Trichocomaceae. The transcript is spliced from 3 exons.
AUGCUCCGGCUCAUGACUUCCUCCCUCUUCCUCCUAUCCUCACUCCUCAUCUCUCUCACCCAGGCACAAUGCAACUCGACUCGCACCGCCAGCACAACCUCACCAACCCCCAGCAGCCUCACAAUCGACGUGCAAGUCGGCCUAAACGGACUCACCUUCUCGCCGCCGAUCCUCACAGCCGCGCAGGGCUCGACAAUCAACUUCCAUUUUGACCCGCGGAAUCACUCCGUCGCCGAAUCGCGCUUUGCAUCUCCCUGCCAGUACGUCGACGGCGGGAUAUGGUCUGGCUAUGUCCCGACGAGCCGCGGUGUAGCUCCCAAUAUCUUCAGCAUCACCCUCAACGACUCCAAUGCCCACUGGCUCUACUGCUCGCAAGGCAGUCAUUGUCAGGCCGGCAUGGUCAUGGUUAUUAACCCUCCUGCCAAUUCUCCAGAUACCCUUCGAGCGUAUACUUUGGCGGCUCAUAACACGACGCAGAGCACGGAUGGGAACGUCGUUAGUGGUGGGGUGAUUGUGGGUAAUUCUUCUUCGUCGUCGUCGUCGUCGUCCACAGCGAGUACUUCGUCUGCUUCCUCGUCGACAGCUUCUUCGUUGUCUUCGUCGUCGUCUUCUACUGGGGCUACGUCGACGAGCACGAGCUUGGCUGUUGGCAAUGCUCCUAGUGGAUGGUUGGGUGUGGCUGUUCUGGGCGUGAUGUGGGUGGUCUCCAGGUUGUGA